This is a messenger RNA of Diaporthe citri, 3888 nucleotides long. RefSeq lists its product as uncharacterized. Gene Ontology annotation, molecular function: chitin binding; hydrolase activity, hydrolyzing O-glycosyl compounds. Lineage: Eukaryota; Fungi; Ascomycota; Sordariomycetes; Diaporthales; Diaporthaceae. Gene Ontology annotation, biological process: carbohydrate metabolic process. The record is from RefSeq and is a predicted model, not a curated record. The transcript is spliced from 16 exons. Bases 1 to 3888 code for a protein of 1295 amino acids.
AUGCUCACGCACCUGAACGUAGCCUUUGGUUACAUUGAUCCAAGCUCGUACAAGAUCAGUGCCAUGGAUGGUAUCAACUCUGAUAUCUAUCGGAACAUUGGCAACGUCAAGGCCCAGAACACCAACUUGAAGAUCAGCAUCGCCAUAGGUGGUUGGACCUUUACUGAUCCUGGCGCAUAUCGGUCCGUCUUCACUACUAUGGUUUCGUCACCGUCCCUUAGAUCCACCUUUAUCAACAAUCUUCUUGGAUUUCUCGAGGAAUACGGCUAUGACGGAGUCGACUUUGAUUGGGAGUAUCCUGGUGCCGAUGACCGUGGCGGAAAGCAAUACAUUGUCACGUUCACGGCUCCAACCUCAUACUGGUACCUACGCCACUUCGACCUGGCCAACAUGGUCCAGUACGUCGACUGGGUCAAUCUCAUGUCCUAUGACCUCCACGGCGUGUGGGACAGCAACGACCCAAUCGGCAAUCAGGUGUUGGCCCACACCAACCUGACAGAAAUUGACGACGCUCUUGACUUGUUCUGGCGCGUCAACGUCGAUCCAGCCAAGAUUGUGCUCGGCCUCGGCUUCUACGGGCGCUCCUUUGCACUCAGUGAUGCAUCCUGCUGGCACCCAGGCUGCGCCUUCAGCGGCGCGGGCGCGGCCGGCGCCUGCACCGCCACUCCGGGCAUCCUGUCGUACUAUGAGAUUCAAGACAUCCUGUCCUCGACUGGUGCGUCAGCAUAUCUGGACGAGAAGGCUGCCGUUAAGUACAUGGUGUACGGUGGCAACAACUGGAUCUCGUAUGAUGACGCAACCACCUUCAAGCUCAAGAUCGACUUUGCCAACAAGAAGGGGCUAGGCGGCUUGAUGGUGUGGGCUGUCGAUCAAGACGACCCAGAGCUCGACGCGCUCAGGGCCAUCUCCGACUCGGCUUACAUUGAGUCCAGCUCCAGCUCCCCACCCGUCGAUCUUACAAAGAUCUUUCCCUCACAGUUGAUUCCGUCCAGCAAGGCUUCCAAGUACGGUCUCGUCAACAUCGGCUCCGCAGCAAGCAGUGGUGAGACGAAUCCUGGGAAAACGGGUAUUGGCUUCUUUCUGAUCACCAGUGAUUCGUAUGCAACAACGUCAUUGCGGAAGCGUGCUGGCGAUCCCGAACCCUUUGCCUUCAUCAACUGCCCAAUGCAUGUCCUGGACCGGCCUGUGGAUGAGCCACAGACUGCCAGAGUCAUUUGUCUUAACGAAAAUGUGGAAGAUUGUUUCCGGAUCAUGGAGAGGGGUGUCGAGGGCACGAUGGUAGAAAUGCCAGACAAUUGUGCGCCCAACUCUAUUGGCAGAGCUAUUUCACUGACGCGGGCUCCUGAUCAAUAUGUGCCGGAUGACAUCCAGAAGCGCAAGCCAACAUCUGAGGUCUACGACUUCACCUUCGACUUCAACUUUGACUUGAUGCGCCGCGACACCAAUCUCACAAGCGUCCGGAUGGACUAUAGCAACUAUGGCGGUUACUGGGACCAUAUUGUCAACUCGGACGGAAUCCAAGAUACCUCUUCCAAGUCUCGCAAGCGCUAUUUCGCGCCGACCAUAUUUGACUGGAAAGAAAUGUAUAAAAAUAUGAACUUUGAAGAUGCCAAGUUCACGAGCGCUCCUCAGAAGGUUUCUGUGGACAUGAGCAAAGAGAUCUUUUGGGAAACGAAGGACUCGUGUGAUUGGGAGGGCACAGACUAUGGUGACGGCAUUGGCGCAUGGGUACAAGGAGACGUGGAUGCCCAGCUGUACUACGGAUACACCAUUAUCGGCGAGCGAAAUUUGCGGGGUACCAUCGACUGGGUCCAAACCGACGGCUUCCUCUCCGCGUCUGGCUCGAUAGAUCUCAACUUUGGGCUCGGCGGAAUGGGAAACUUGGACAUCUCGCUCGCGGGGAAGAGUAACCCGGCCAUCAACAAAGGCAGCAAGAUCAGCCUCGCCGGAAACACCAUCACGGCCAGCGGCACGGGCUACAGCAUUAUUUUCAAGCCAUAUUACGAGCUGGACUACUCCUUCGCGACGAUGAACGGCACCAGUGCCGGGGACUUCACUGUUGCUGAUAUUGACUAUAACGGCCUUAUGACAGCUCGCGUGAUCUCUGACCUGGGUGAGUUCGUUGCCUACUAUCCGGCAGUGGAUACGGUCAACUGGGACAGCGAUGCUCGAGACAAGAAUAAAAUCUCCAUCGGGUCGAAAGAUGUACUUUACAGUGUCAACAGGGGAGGUUUCGCUGCCAUUAGCUCAUUUCUCAGGCUCGGUGUUGACGCCACCAUACAAAUCACUUACGAUAAUAUGGUUCAAUUUGGGUUUCAACCGGGCGACUCCGAUGACCUGUCAUGUUCCAGUUACCUGGUUGCUGACCGCGCGAACUGGCCAAGCAAGACUUCACACAUCCAGCUGGCGUCCGAUAUGCAAGAGCCUUCUAGUGGCAAGGUUUGCUUCACCAACUCGGACGCCUCACAGAAGAGGUCAGAGACCAAUGCCUCGGAGAAGGCCCUGGAGGAGCGCGCCAGUGGCAAAGGAAAUCCCUGGGGCCUCGGGGCUGGCUCUGUGAUGUCGAUCGACACCAUCAUAGCGGACAAGCUCGGCGCUGGGACCCAGAAUAACGUCAGGAAUCUCUUCCGAACAAGCCUGGACGCCUUACGCUGCCCGAACUGCUUGACCUGCUACAAUGGCGAGGAAAACAAGUCCAGCCCCUGCUGCGGCUGCGUUUCCAUGAACUGGCUCUACCACCUCACAGACAUGCCACCCUGCGACAUCUGUGAUGAUGUCAACUACGACGAUAGCGAUGUUGAAUGGCCAGGGACUGGGAUCACUUCCACUAAGCGUGAUGCCAUUGAGAAGGACGAUGAACUUGAACGGCUGAAGGGCGAGGCCAAGUGGUGGCUCGACGAGGACGAGGACCAGGAAGGAAAUUUCCUCGUUGAGCGCGAGCCCGGCAAAGCUACCAGAUCGUACAAGAAGGUGAACGUCUGCGGCGAUACACUCAAGAUUGGUCUCAACGGAAGGUAUCCCGCCUUCCCAAAUCUUCCAAAUUGGCCUUGGGAUGGCAUCGAGGGCAACAAGUUUGCUGAUGUGAGCGCAUACUGGGGCAACACCUCGGCCGACUGCGCCGACUGGUCUGUCGGGCAGUUGACGACAGCUGAUACGGAAAACACACCCGCCGGAAGGUUUCCCGAACACGUCUUCGAGGGCCAGCUGAUCGGAGACUUCUUCAACCAGUGGCUUCGAUUUGGGCAGGUGACAAACCAGAUGCCGACCCCAUCCAACCCACAGCCAAUCGCGGGCUGCGAUUGGACCGACAAAUACAUCAAGGACGCACAGGACGACGUCUGGACCAACUGGGACGGCAACGCCGUUGCGUUCAUUGACCUACUUCUGCAGGAGCUCGGCAAUUUGCACAACUUGGACCGCUUGACAAUUAUGCAGAGAAGGCCAAACCAGAUGAAAGGAAGAAUGUUCUCGGGCAUCUCGCCGUCAGAUAUGAACAAAUAUGCGGACAUGAGCAACGAUGCACAGCUUCAGGUUACCAAGGAGAUGGGCAUGGUCUUCAGCUACUUAAAUAACCCAACCGUCUGGUCCAAGUUCUGCGAGUCGUACGAGGGCAUCUAUAGCCUUAUGGCUCAGUUCGACGUGUGGUAUGCCACACAAGCCAGCGCCCCCAAGGGCAUUAUCAUGACGCAAGAGUGGAAGAAAUACAUCAACGAGGUUCUGAGCUCCAUGGCCGCCCGAUCCGAGGAGACUUUCUGGGACAUGGUCUAUUGGGUCACACUCGAGAGCCAAGACGUGCAAAGCGAUAACUUCUACGCGGCAAAGUGGCAAACGAACAUGGAUUUCAACUCGCUACGUCUCAAAGUUACCGGCACCUGCUCGAAUCUGUGA